Humulus lupulus (European hop) is the source of this 3184-nucleotide messenger RNA. RefSeq names its product U-box domain-containing protein 44-like. The transcript has 3 exons. NCBI's taxonomy places the organism in Eukaryota, Viridiplantae, Streptophyta, Magnoliopsida, Rosales, Cannabaceae. The record is from RefSeq and is a predicted model, not a curated record. The coding region runs from base 477 to 2987 and encodes 836 amino acids. Gene Ontology annotation, molecular function: protein binding.
CAGCAAACAUCAUAUAUGUAAGAGAGUGAGCAACACGAGCCUUUGACUCUGUCUUCUCAUCCCAAAACCGAAAAAAAAAAUUCACAUUUCAACUUCCAAGUGAAGAAGACGAACAAGACUAUAUAUGUUUAUAGUUAACUUCUCACAGCCGACUGACACUGACCCUUUUGGUACCUUUCUUUCAUAACCCUCCAAACGGCAAAAUUCCAAGCUUGUCUCUAUCUUUUGCUUAUAUUCUUGUUCCAGACGGAGAAGAAUAAGUAUAAGCCAGAGUCUUCCUUUUGUUUUAUAUGUGUAAUAAAUUUGUGCUUUUGUCUUGCUUUGAUGUUUUUCCUUGGUUUAUGAUCAAACUUUGAAGAUCAGUUUCUUUGGUGUUGUUGAGUUGGUAUCUCUCUUGUUCUUUUUUUCAUGUAAUCUGCAAGACCCUUUUGACUUUCUCUGCAUAUUUUUUUUAUUUGUUUCUUAUCUUAAUAACAAUGGAAAAUAAAGAGCAUAGGAAGUUUUCAGAGGUGUUAUCAGAGCUAGUAGCAUCAGCCAAGGAGGUUACUUCACUGGCCCAAAGCUCUGAGACUGAAAUAAAAAGGCAAGUGUUCUCUGAAUUUGCAAUCUUGGUUGAUAAAUUUGUUCCAGUUCUCAAUUAUUUAAAAGACCAUAUUAAGAUUAUGGAACACCCACCAGUCCAAAAAGCUGUAGAAUCACUUGGGAAAGAGUUUAUUAGUCGUGCCAAAGCUAUAAUCGCAAACCCCAAUUCAAAAACAGUGCUUAAAGAAGUGGAGGACAUGGUUCAUGAUUUAGGGAGAUCUUUAGGCUUUGUUCUCUUUGUUAGCCUUGAAGUCUCUACAGAUUUCAAGGAUCAUAUUGGGACACUGCAUAAGGAUUUGAUGAAUGCUAAGUUUGACAUGAGUUUGGUUGUGAGCUCGACCCCGAGCUCGAGCCGUUAUUCUGAGAUCAUUAGUGAGUUGGAAGAGGAAGAAGAAAUUCAGGAGGAGAAGAUAAGUGUUGGUAUAGAUGAUGUUGUGGUGACUCUCAAGUAUGGUCAUGAUGAAAAGAUAAGAUUGGCUCUUUUGUUGUUAAGAGAACUAGUUGGAGAUAAGAAGGUUGAUGAUGAUUGGAUUGAACAUGGAGGAGUCAUUCCUGCUUUGUGUAACCGGUUGGGUUCUAGUAAGCCAGAAUACAGGCUGAUCAUCAUUCAUUUGCUGAGAAAUCUUGCUUCGGACAAUGCCAGAAACAAGGAGAAGAUGGCAGAUGUGGGGUUUUUGUCAACAUUGGUGAAAUCUUUGAUUCGCGAAGAGGAGGAAAGGAGGGAAGCAGUUGGCCUGUUAUUGAAUCUCUCUGAACUCUCGGCCGUUCGAAGGCAGAUUGGUCGAAUCCAGGGCUGUAUUGUUAUGUUAGUUGCAUUGCUAAAUGGGGAUGACCCUAUUGCUUCAUGUGAUGCAGGAAAAUUGUUAAAUUUAUUGUCUAGCAACACUCAAAAUGCACUUCAUAUGGCUGAGGCAGGCUACUUCAAGCCACUAGUUUGGUACCUUAAGGAAGGUUCUGACAUGAGCAAGAUUCUCAUGGCAACAGCUCUUUCGAGGAUAGAGCUCACAGAUCAAAGUAGAGCCUCCCUUGGAGAAGAUGGGGCAAUAGAACCCCUUGUAAGAAUGUUUAGUACAGGAAAACUUGAAGCCAAGCUGUCUGCUCUAAAUGCAUUGCAGAACUUGUCAAGCUUGGCUGAAAAUGUCCAACAUUUAAUCCGUUUGAGCAUUUUAUCACCUUUGCUUCAGCUUCUCUUUUCUGUUACCUCGGUUCUUAUGACUCUUAGAGAGCCUGCAUCUGCAAUUCUAGCAAGGAUUGCUGAAUCUGAAUCUAUUCUUGUUAAUCAAGAUGUGGCUCAGCAGAUGCUCUCACUCUUGAACCUUUCAAGUCCUGUAAUACAGAUUCACCUAUUACAAGCACUCAAUAGCAUUGUCUCCCACCCUAGUGCAUCUAAAGUUAGAAGAAAAAUGAAGGAAAAUCGAGCUAUGCAGCUUCUCUUGCCUUUUUUGACAGAGACCAACUUAAAAAUUAGGAGCAGUGCCUUGAAUUUGCUUCAUACUCUUUCUAAAGAUUUGUCACAAGAAUUGUCAGAACAUCUAGGGGAAGCGUAUAUCAAUGUAAUCAUCAACAUUAUCUCAUCAUCAUCAUCCGAACGUGACAAAGCUGCGGCAUUAGGAAUACUAAGCAAUUUUCCCAUCAAUGAUAAGAAGUUUACAGAGUUGCUUAAGAGAGAAAACUUAUUACCACUUAUUGUCUCUAUAAUGACUUCAAGCCCUGCAACUAAAACACUUGACACACAGCAUUUGGAAGAAAGUGUAACAGGCGUAUUGGUUCGGUUCACUAAUCCUUCUGAUAAGAAACUACAGCUGUAUUCAGCAGAACAUGGAGUGAUUCCCUUACUUGUGAAGUUGCUUUCAAGCGAGUCAUCGGUAGCUAAAUGUAAAGCUGCAACCUCACUAGCUCAAUUGUCACAAAAUUCACUCUCUUUACGAAAGUCUAAGACCUCAAGUUGGUUCUGUGCUCCUCCUUCUGCAAGUGCCUACUGUGAAGUUCAUGAGGGAUACUGCUUUGUGAAGAGCACACUAUGUUUGGUAAAGGCCGGUGCUGUAUCGCCACUGCUUAAAACAUUGGAAGGCAAAGAGAGGGAAGCUGAUGAAGCUGUCCUAAGUGCCUUGGCAACUCUACUUCAAGAUGAAAUUUUGGAAAACGGGAGCAAUUACAUAGCCAAAACAUUGCAAGUACAAGCCAUUGUAAAAGUUUUGGAAUCAGGGAACACCAAGGCACAAGAGAAAGCACUAUGGAUACUUGAGAGGAUUUUCAGGAAUAAUGAACACAAAUUACAAUAUGGGGAGUCUGCUCAGGUUCUCCUUAUUGAUCUGGCUCAACAAGGUGAUUCGAGAUUGAAGCCAGCUAUCGCCAAGGUGUUGGCACAGCUUGAGCUCUUGCAGGAUCAGUCUAGUUACUUUUGACCCAAAUCAUUCUGUGUGUGCGAGAGUUGUGCUUGUGAUUUGUUUAUUAUUUAUUGUUUUGUUUUUUCUCCUUUUGUUUCUUCUGUAUAGACAUUCAUUGAAUCUGAUACAUCCAAAUCCUUAUUGUAGCAUCAUCAAACUUUGUAAUGGUUUUUGCUGAAAUAAGUUUUGAAGUUAUGCAUAUCAGAUUUGCUCAA